Messenger RNA from Penicillium verhagenii, 975 nucleotides. Its product is annotated as velvet factor family protein. Lineage: Eukaryota; Fungi; Ascomycota; Eurotiomycetes; Eurotiales; Aspergillaceae. Bases 1 to 975 code for a protein of 324 amino acids. The record is from RefSeq and is a predicted model, not a curated record. The transcript has a single exon.
AUGAGUGCAUCAAAGUUCUCUGACGCCGCAUUCUCGCGCGAAGCUCAGAGAUCUGACUUUGAUUUGAUUAUUCGCCAGCAGCCCGACCGGGCGCGUGUGGCUGGAGGCAAGGAGAAAGAGCGUAAACCUAUCGAUCCACCUCCAAUCGUUCAGCUCCGGGUGCGCGAUGAGAGAUCUUAUCUUGCGCAACAUUAUCUGCAAAGCCCCUUCUAUUUCAUGUGUUGCAGCUUGUAUAGUGCUCAAGAGAAUCAUCCAGUACCGGUAGUGCUGCCGACCCCCUUGGCUGGAACACUAGUCUCGUCUCUUCACCCGUUGAAAGAUGUUAACAACAGUGAUGGAGGAUUUUUCGUCUUUGGAGAUCUGUCAGUGAAGAUGGCGGGUGAAUUUCGAUUGAUGUUCACCUUAUUCGAGAUGCGAAGAUAUUCAAUCACCUAUCUCAAGACCACUAUGUCAGACUGUUUUACAGUAUCACCCGUCAAGAGCUUCCCAGGCAUGAUGGAAUCCACAUUUCUCUCCCGGUCAUUUGCCGAUCAAGGAGUCAAGUUGCGCAUUCGUAAGGGACCUCGGACCAUGAUGAAACGUCCUCUCCCGGAUUCUUUCCCGCAGGUACCUUCUCCUCGAUCUCUGGAUAGCCAGUACGUCCGGAUUCCUCCUGCGGUGGCAAUAUUUGGAGAUUAUCCUGCGGCUAGUCAGGAAUAUGCCUAUUACGGACCGCCUGUAAGUCGCACGCAGACCUCUAUCGACUACGACCGACAGAGCCUCUAUCCGGACCUCGAAGGUCGUAUGGCUCGUCCUAUGGAGACACACACCCAACAGCCCGCGAUCUAUGGACAGCUCAAUACGUACCAGAACCCGGUAAUGCAGUACUCAACAGGACAGGUGGUGCCGGAUUACGGGGUGCCUUACAGUCUCCUACCAUCAAAUGAAAUAUCCCAACUGCCUGACCUAGGAGACCAAGCUCGAUCUAGUCAAUAA